UUUAUUCUAGUCUAGGGUUGUUGCUGCUACUUCCGAAGUUUUGCUUCACCUUAAACCCUAAUUUUUCGAUCUCAGCAAAAAUCCCUAGCCCCCUUUUCUCCAUAACAAAGAAAAUGCAAUUCUUUUAUCUCUGAGAUUAAAUAAAUAAAAUAUUAUUUGUCCCAAACCCAAACCCAAACCUUCUCCAAUUUUCAUAUUAAAGCUUUUAUCUUUGAACACUGUGUGAUACACAAAAGAGAGCUAUGGAGAACGAAGCGCAGUUCACGGUGGACCUCGGUAAUCUAAUGUGCUUCAAUCCUCACCACCACUUUCCCUCUAAGCCUUCCUCCAGGGAGGAGUUAGUGAAGGAAUGUCUAGAGAAGGGCACCGAAUUAGUUCAAAUUAUUGCAAAUAAUUUGUUCAAUUUACCUUCAACUGAAUCGGUAGAUGGUCCCCUGAUCAAGUUGCCUCCACCAACAACAAGAUUGCCAAGGGAGAAGCCUCUGCCAAAGCCUAAAGCUCCUACAAAAUGGGAAGAGUUUGCCAAAGCAAGAGGUAUAAAGAACCGUAAAAGGGACAAGUUAGUUCUUGAUGAACAAAGUGGUACUUGGAAGCGUCGUUAUGGAUAUGAUCGUGCAAAUGAUGAGGAAAAUAUACCUAUCAUUGAGGCCAAGAUGACUGACGAGCCAGGGUUUGAUCCUUUUGCUAAAAGACUAUCAGAUAAGAAGAAUCGAGUUGAAAAGCAAGAGAAAAAUCGGAUGCAGAACUUGAAACAAGCAGCAAAAGUUGGUAAUUUGCCAAGUCAUGUUCAACUAGCUGCUACAGCUUUGCCUAUAACAGGCACUCAGGCUGCACCUAAGAAAGCCAGUAAACAUGAUCUAGGGAAAGUAGCUGGAAUAGCAGUAACUGCAACAGCCAGUGGUGGGAAAUUUGACAAGAAGUUGCAAGGAGAGAAGCCUGCACAACAACCAAAAAAAUUUCGCAAGUUCUUACCAGUCGCAGAAGGAACGGGGAUAGGCUCACAAGAGAGAAGUCAGACUGAGAGAAUUCUGAAUAGUCUAAUUUCUAAGAAUUCCCAUGAGAUACUCAAUGUUGAUAAGGCUAUUUCGAUGUACAAUGUGAAGAAAGAGAAACGAAAGAAUCAGAAAGGGAAGUCGUCAUCAACCUCAAGCAAGUUGAAACCAAAGACCAAACCUCAGAAGAAGUUCUCAAAGAAGGGAUCUUCCAAGAAAGAAAAGGCAAAAUGAAAUUAGUUGAUUGUAACAAUUCCAAGAAGCUUGUAGAGUUUUGGAUCAGAUACUACAAGUUUGUUUAUUGGGAACAACUGUUUUGUAUAAGAUUAUUCUAUUUUCAGGCAGAAAGUUGCAUAAUUUGCUCUA
Quercus robur (English oak) is the source of this 1358-nucleotide messenger RNA. RefSeq names its product ribosome biogenesis regulatory protein homolog. Gene Ontology annotation, biological process: ribosomal large subunit biogenesis; ribosomal large subunit export from nucleus; ribosome biogenesis. Gene Ontology annotation, molecular function: protein binding. The transcript has 8 exons. The record is from RefSeq and is a predicted model, not a curated record. Gene Ontology annotation, cellular component: nucleus; nucleolus; preribosome, large subunit precursor. Lineage: Eukaryota; Viridiplantae; Streptophyta; Magnoliopsida; Fagales; Fagaceae. The coding region runs from base 243 to 1226 and encodes 327 amino acids.